Messenger RNA from Daucus carota subsp. sativus, 5172 nucleotides. RefSeq lists its product as uncharacterized. Gene Ontology annotation, biological process: protein phosphorylation; recognition of pollen. Gene Ontology annotation, molecular function: ATP binding; protein kinase activity. The transcript is spliced from 14 exons. The coding region runs from base 66 to 5066 and encodes 1666 amino acids. NCBI's taxonomy places the organism in Eukaryota, Viridiplantae, Streptophyta, Magnoliopsida, Apiales, Apiaceae. The record is from RefSeq and is a predicted model, not a curated record.
AAGUACCUUCGUUCUUCUACAAAAUUUAAAGCAUUACAGCAUUGAAGUUCAAAGUGCUUGUAAACAUGACUAAGAUAACGAACUGCUUUAUGCUAGUCAUGUUCUGCUGCUUUUUGUGCUCGUUUAUAGCAACAUCCAAUGCAGGAGAUAUUCUUCGUGCAAAUCAGCCAAUAAAAAAUGAUGAAACCAUUGUUUCAGCUGGUGAUGAGUUUGAACUUGGUUUCUUUAGUCCAGGCAGUUCAAAGAAUCGAUACUUGAGCAUACGAUACAAGAAGGCAGGUGAGGCAAUCGUGUGGGUUGCCAAUCGAGAGGCUCCCCUUACUGACGCAUCAGGGACGCUGGUUUUGAGUAGCGAGGGCACUCUCAAUAUUUUAAAUGGCACAAACAGCACAAUUUGGUCAUCAAACUCGUCAAAAUCAAAAUCUAUAAAGAAUCCUGUGGCACAGUUACUAAAGACAGGAAAUCUUGUUAUCAGGGCAGGUGAUGACCCUGAUACAGGUAAUUUUCUUUGGCAAAGUUUUGACUUUCCUGACAAUACUCUCCUACCAGGCAUGAAGCUAGGAAAAAAGAUAGCAAAGAACUCAUCAGCUGGCCGAGAUUGGUCCUGCAGGUCAUGGAAAAGCAGUGAUGAUCCUUCUCCAGGAACCUUCCAGGUUGAGAUUGAUAUCAGUGGUUACCCCCAACUAUUUCUGUUGAAUGGUUCUACCAAAUAUUUCCGAAGUGGUCCCUGGAAUGGUGUCAGAUUUAGUGGUAUUCGUACUUCGGGUCCAAAUGGCAUAUUUGUGUUUGAUUUUGUCUUCAACGAGGAUGAGAUAUAUUAUAAAGAUGAACUUGUUAGUAGUUCAGUGCUGACAAGGGUAACUGUAGAGCCUGACGGGCGAGUAAUACGUUAUACAUGGACUGAUCAAAGUAAUAAGUGGGAGCAGUAUAUAUUUCUCCAGGCAGAUCUCUGUGAUGUUUAUGCACACUGUGGGCCAUUUGGUAGCUGUAAUAUAUAUACCACCUCUCGCUGCGAGUGUUUAAAGGGAUUUCAUCCCAAAAAUCUUACUGCUUGGAGUCAUUUAAAUUUUGCAGAGGGGUGUGAACCAAAGACAAAAUUAAACUGUAGUAGCAAGGAUACUUUUGUGAAACAACUAAAGAAGAACUUACCAGAUACACACACCUCGCAGUAUAAUUUCAGCCUGGACCUCAAGGCUUGCGAGAAGAAGUGCCUUGAAGACUGCUCUUGUACAGCAUAUGCAAAUACAAAUAUUACUGGAAAAGGUAGUGGAUGUUUGCUUUGGUUCGGUGACCUAAUUGAUAUCAGAGAUCAAGGAGAGGUUGCUCAAGAUUUUUAUGUACGAUUUGCUGCAUCUGGAUCAGGUGCAAAUAAUACUUCCAGAGCAAGGCGAAUUGCACUAAUUGUAUUUUUAUCCAUAAUAUUAAUUACAACAGUUGUACUUGGCUUCUACAUGUGGCAUGUAUGCAAGCACAGAAAGCAAAUUACAGAAGGAGAAAUGCUUGAAAAUGAAGUGGAUUAUGAGAAGGAAGAUUUACCGUUCUUUGACUUCAGAACUAUUUCUAACGCCACCAACAACUUCUCUAACAAUUGUAAACUCGGGGAAGGUGGCUUUGGACCUGUCUACAAGGGUACUCUGGAAGACGGGAAAGAAAUAGCAGUAAAGAAGCGCUCAGCAUGUUCAAUGCAAGGAGUAGAAGAGUUCAGAAAUGAAGUAUCUUGCAUUGCCAAGCUUCAACACCGGAAUCUGGUUCGGCUGCUUGGUUGGUCCACCACUGAGGAAGGAGAAAGGAUGUUAGUCUAUGAAUAUAUGCCCAACAAAAGCUUAGAUUACUUUAUAUUUGGAGAUAAUGCAAAUAAAGCAUUACUAGAUUGGCCUCAGCGUUACAACAUAAUAAACGGCAUUGCCAAGGGACUACUUUACCUUCACGAAGACUCCAGACUAAGAGUUAUUCAUCGAGAUCUUAAAGCUAGCAACAUCCUUCUUGACUACAAUAUGAAUCCCAAAAUCUCAGAUUUUGGUAUGGCUAGAAGUUUUGGAGAUGGUGAAACUGAAUCAAACACAGCAAGGGUGGUCGGAACAUACGGCUACAUGUCCCCUGAGUAUGCCAUGGAUGGAGCAUUUUCAAUUAAAUCCGAUGUCUAUAGCUUUGGUGUACUGGUGAUAGAGAUUGUUAGUGGGAAGAAAAACAGAUUCUUCACUCAUCCGGACCACAACCUUAAUCUUAUGGGCCAUGCAUGGAAGAGUUAUAAAGAAAACAGGCUUUCAGAACUCAUUGAUGUAUCAGUCCUGUCAAGUGACCAAGAUGAAGUGUUUCGAGUUAUUCUAAUAGGAUUACUAUGCGUUCAACAAUAUCCAGAGGACAGACCGAACAUGUCAUCAGUACUAAUGAUGUUGACAAGUAAGGCCACGCUGCCUCAUCCGAAACAGCCUGGUUUCUUCAAUGAAAGAAAACUUGACGAAGCAGAUACUUCCCAUAGCACGCUUUGUUUGUCUUCAUUGAACCAAACCAUUACAAUUGUUGCACCUCGCUUCUGCGUGGGAGGUCAGAAGUACUUCCAUUCUUUUAUGAAGGUAAGCAUUAUAGCAUUGAAGUUGAAAGUGCUUGUAAACAUGGCUAUGAUGAAGAAAUGCUUUAUGCUAGUCUUGUUCUGCUGCUUUUUGUGCUCGUUUAUAGUCACAUCCAGUGCAGGAGACACUCUUCGUGCAAACCAGACAAUAGAAAAUAAUGAAACCAUUGUUUCAGCUGGUGAUGAGUUUGAACUUGGUUUCUUUAGUCCGGGCAGUUCAAAGAAUCGGUACUUGAGCAUACGAUACAAGAAGGCAGGUCAGGCAAUCGUGUGGGUUGCCAAUCGAGAUGCUCCCCUUACUGACGUAUCAGGGACUCUAGUUUUAAGUAGUGAGGGCACUCUUAAAAUUUCCAAAGGCACAAACAGCACAAUUUGGUCAUCAAACUCGUCAUAUUCUAUAAAGAAUCCUGUGGCACAGUUAUUAAAGACAGGAAAUCUUGUAAUCAGGGCAGGUGAUGACCCUGAUGCAGGUAAUUAUCUUUGGCAAAGUUUUGACUUUCCUGACAAUACUCUCCUACCAGGCAUGAAGCUAGGAAAAAAGAUAGCAAAGAACUCAUCAACUGCCCGAGAUUGGUCCUGCAGGUCAUGGAAAAGCAGUGAUGACCCUUCUCCAGGCAAUUUCCAGGUUGAUCUUGAUAUCAGUGGUUAUCCACAAAUAUUUCUAUUGAAUGGUUCUGUCAGAUAUUUCCGAACUGGUCCCUGGAAUGGUGUUAGACUCAGCGGUGUUCCUACUUCGGGUCCAAAUGACGUAUUUGUGAGUCAGUUUGUCUUGAAUGAGCAUGAGAUAUAUUAUAAGUAUGAACUUGUCAGUAGCUCGAUGCUUACGAGGGCAAUUAUAGAGCCUGAUGGACGAGUAAUACGUUAUACAUGGACUGAUCAAAGUAAUGUGUGGGAGCAGUACAUAUUUCUCCAGGCUGAUUACUGUGAUGUUUAUGCACACUGUGGAGCAUAUGGUAGCUGUAACAUUGAUAAGCCCUCUCGUUGUGAGUGUUUAGAAGGAUAUCAACCCAAAAAUCUUACCUCUUGGAGUCGUUUAAAUUUUACAGAGGGGUGUGUCCCAGUGACAAAAUUUAAUUGCAGUACUAGGGAUAAUUUUGUGAAGCAACUAAACAAGAAAUUGCCAGAUACACGCACCUCGCAGUAUAAUUUUAGCCUGGACCUUAAGGCUUGCCAGAAGAAGUGCCGUGAGGACUGCUCUUGUACAGCAUAUGCAAAUACAGAUAUUUCUGGAAAAGGUAGUGGAUGCUUGCUUUGGUUCGGUGACCUAAUUGAUAUCAGAGAUCAAGGACAGAGUGCGCAAGAUUUUUAUGUACGAUUUGCUGCAUCUGGAUCAGGUACAAAUAGUCGUUCCAGAGCAAGGCGAAUUGCACUAAUGGUACUCUUGCCCAUAAUAUCAAUUUUAGUUGUAGUACUUGGCUGCUUAUGCAAGUACAGAAAGCAAAAUGCAGAAGGAGAAAUGCUUGAAAAUGAAGUAGAUCACGAGAAGGAAGAUUUACCAUUCUUCGACUUCAGAACUAUUGCUAAUGCCACCAACAACUUCUCUAACAAUUGUAAAAUUGGGGAAGGUGGAUUUGGACCUGUCUACAAGGGUACUCUGGAAGACGGGAAGGAAAUAGCUGUAAAGAGGCGUUCAACCUGUUCCACGCAAGGAGUAGAAGAGUUCAGAAAUGAAGUUUCUUGCAUUGCCAAGCUUCAACACCGCAAUCUGGUCCGGCUGCUUGGUUGGUCCACCACUGAGGAAGGAGAAAGGAUGUUAGUCUAUGAAUAUAUGCCCAACAAAAGCUUAGAUUACUUUAUAUUUGGAGAUAAUGCAAAUAAAGCUUCACUAGAUUGGCCUAAGCGUUACAACAUAAUAAACGGCAUUGCCAAGGGACUACUUUACCUUCACGAAGACUCCAGACUAAGAGUUAUUCAUCGAGAUCUUAAAGCUAGCAACAUCCUUCUUGACUAUAAUCUGAAUCCCAAAAUCUCAGAUUUUGGUAUGGCUAGAAGUUUUGGAGAUGGCGAAACUGAAUCAAACACGGCAAGGGUGGUCGGAACAUAUGGAUACAUGUCCCCUGAGUACGCCAUUGAGGGAGCAUUUUCAAUUAAAUCCGAUGUCUACGGCUUUGGUGUAUUGAUGAUUGAGAUCGUGACUGGGAAGAAAAACAGAUUCUUCACUCAUCCGGACCACAACCUUAACCUUCUGGGCCAUACAUGGAAGAGUUAUAACGAAGACAGGCUAUCAGAACUCAUCGAUGCAUCAAUCCUAGAGUCAAGUGACCAAGAUGAAGUGUUUCGAGUUAUCGCAAUAGGAUUACUAUGCGUUCAACAAUAUCCAGAGGACAGACCGACCAUGUCAUCAGUAAUGAAGAUGUUGACAAGUAACAUUACUCUGCCUCGUCCGAAACAACCUGGUUUUUUCACUGAAAGGAAACUUGAAGAAGCAGAUACUUCCCAUAGCAUGCUUUGUUUGUCUUCAUCGAACCAUAGCAUUACAACUUUAGCACCUCGCUAGUAUUCUUUUUCAUGGAGUUGCAACUUAUUCAUUGCAUCGUUAGUUUCUCGUGUAUAAUUUUGACAAUAUUUUGUGUGAAAACUCAAAAUUUAGUAACUUUUGUUAA